This is a messenger RNA of Filobasidium floriforme, 1330 nucleotides long. Its product is annotated as WLM domain-containing protein. The coding region runs from base 97 to 1248 and encodes 383 amino acids. The transcript has 7 exons. Lineage: Eukaryota; Fungi; Basidiomycota; Tremellomycetes; Filobasidiales; Filobasidiaceae. The record is from RefSeq and is a predicted model, not a curated record.
GAGACACCGUUCUACCUUCACACACUCUGCCUCGCAUUCAGCACCGAUUCUAGGGAGGUCCAUCUGACAGGAACCCAGAUCAAGGCUAUUCACAAGAUGUCUUCAGGUGUCAACACGCUCAUCGGCAGGUACGAGCACCUGGUAAAACGUCCACAUCACGAGAAGGCAAAGGAAUUACUUAUGAGAACAGGGUCGUUGGUCAAGCCAAUCAUGAAAAAGCAUGACUGGAAAGUUGGGACGCUCGCCGAGUUUGUGCCGAAUGAUCCAAGCCUGUUAGGGAUGAACCAGAACAGAGGAUUCAAGAUCCUCCUCCGACUUCGACCACAUCAAGCUCAAGACACGUUUUAUGACCAAGACCAAUUGGUCCUCGUCAUGCUACACGAGCUCACGCAUAACGUGUAUGGACCGCACGACGCCAAGUUUUACAAGCUAUUAGCCGAGCUGGAGGAAGAGUAUUACGAGCUCAAGCGAAAGGGUUACUCUGGCGAAGGCUUCUUCUCCGAAGGUGCAAGACUAGGAGGUUCGCACGGAGUUCCACAACAUAUCGGACGUAUCAAGGCACUCGAAGCGGCCGAGAAGCGAGUGGCGAAACAGCAGUUGAUCGGGAAGGGCGGGAAACUUGGAUCGGGGUCUGGAUUGGGAUCUAGAGCGGGGAAGUCGAUGCGGGAGGUCUUACUCGAGGCGACGGAGAGGCGGCUGAAGGACGACAAAGCCUGUGCACAUGAAUCGGCCGAUGUGGACGAUGAGGCGAGGAAAGCAGCGGCGGAGAGUGAAGGUCAGGAUGCAGCCGAGGCCGAGAAAGGAUGGGCAGGGGCGAUCGAUGUGGAUGCGCUCGAUGACGAUGAAAUUCAGGUCGUCAAAGAACCGCCGGCUCUCCUGGACACGAUCGGGAAAGACGUAGAUGUCAAACCGAUAGCGAAGGUCAAAACCGAAACACAUACCCCUGCCCCCAAGCCGAAACCUACGGUAUCGUCGACGGCUUUGCCUGCUACAAAGCCGCUCGCUAAGAAACCGCGUAGUAUACCUCCUGCAGCACCAAGCGCACCGGCAAGCGAUCCAUACGUUCGAUCAGACGGAUGGACGUGUGCCACAUGCACUUUGGACAAUACGAACAACGACCAGUCUUGUCAAGCUUGCGGACAGAGAAAGCCCGCUCCUCCCGGUUUCUGGACGUGCGACUUUUGUGCUACCUUGAUGGAGGGCGACUUUCGAUGUUGUCGCGGUUGCGGCUUCGUCAGGCGUAUCUAGAUUCUCCCUGCUCUUCACACAUACUGUAUCCCAGAUUCUGCAGACUGACAACUAUACCCAUAAUUUGCGAUGCGGGAGAUUC